AUGUCGCAGCCCCAGGCUUUCACCAUCCGCGAUAUUCGCGAGGCUGCAACAGCCAAGAUCGAUAGGAAAUGGGCCGAAUAUCUCAACGAAGGCGCCAUGGAUCUCGUCACUGUCAAGGCAAACGAAGCAGCAUACGACCGCUACCGGAUAAUGCCUCGGAUCCUUCGUAACGUUGCCGAAGUCGAUACAAGCACUACUAUUUUCGGUGCUAAGAUCUCAUUUCCGUUUGGGUUCUCCCCUGCUGCCAUGCACUGUAUAGCACAUCCAGAUGGUGAAGUAGGUACUUCACGGGCUGCUGCCAAGGCAGGCAUCGCCAUGGGUUUGUCGCAUUGGGCGACUAAGUCUCUAGAAGAUGUCAUUGACGCGGGGAAGGAAAUCGGUACGGGGAACCCAUAUGGCCUCCAAACAUCGAGUGCAAACCAGAAGAAAUACACUGUGGAAUUGCUCAAGAGAGCUGAAAAGGUCGGCUUCAAGGCUCUUUUGAUGACUGUCGACGCCCCGACAAUUGGAAGGCGGCUCAAUGAGUAA
This is a messenger RNA of Phaeoacremonium minimum UCRPA7, 528 nucleotides long. RefSeq names its product putative fmn-dependent dehydrogenase family protein. Gene Ontology annotation, molecular function: oxidoreductase activity. The transcript has a single exon. Lineage: Eukaryota; Fungi; Ascomycota; Sordariomycetes; Togniniales; Togniniaceae. The coding region runs from base 1 to 528 and encodes 175 amino acids. The record is from RefSeq and is a predicted model, not a curated record.